GCCUACCUGUGCCAUUCAUGAUUCAUGGCGAGAUCUAACCUAUAGUCACGUGGUGGCUGGGACAGGGGAGGUCAGUAUAUAGUGCUCAGACAAGGAGAGUUAGUCGCAUUAUCAUAGCUGGCAGCUCAGUGCAUCACUUUAGUCCACUAUGGGUAAUACUACAGGAAACCUGUUGGAGGGUGAUGUUCACUGUCAAACUUCUCCAGUGAAGCCUGAUCAUAACCUAAUGUCUUCCAAGCCAGCUUUGAUAAGAUCUCUAUCCCAAGUUAGCAACAAGUCAGCAAGUGAUUUGAAAAAUCUGUUGGUGAAUUCUAAGCCAAUAUCUAAGCUCCGAAGAUCCAAAACUGAGCACGUUAUUCGUAUGCAGUACACUGGUUGUGGGAUGGAAUCUAACUACCCCAGCUACUGUAUUGAUCGCCAAUGUCUGUAUGAUUUUAUGAAGAAGUUGGAGAUUGAAUCAAAGCAAGAUAAUGCUAGCAUCAAGGAGGGUUUAGUUUCCAGAGCAGUUUUUGAGAAAGCAUUCAAUGGGCCACUGCAGACUCUGGGCAAAUUGCUGUUUUCCACUAUCCAGCAAGCAGAGAAGAGCCGCCAUGAUGCUCCAGAACACAUCAGUGAACAGCAGUUCAAGAAAGUCUGCAAAGAAAUACUGCAACUGUUCUCUGAAGAACAACACAUGAAAUACUACUUUAAGCUAUUCAGUAAAGGAAGAGAUACACUUGCCAAAGAAGAUGGUCGUCAAAUGGUGGAGGUGUCAUAUACACUGGCACUGGCUGCUGCACACCUUCCCUACCAUAAAUGUGAAGAUGAUGAUCCUGUCCUGGAGGCACUUGUCAAGAGCAUGUUUGGCUCCCGUGACAGCAUGACCUAUGAGCAGUUCUGUGUCUGGAGUAAUCGGCACUGCCCACAUAUAUUCAGUGGUGUGCACAGCUGGCUCAUGGAUAUCCUUACCAGACAUCCUUCUGGAUUUCACAAGCAUGAGACUCCUCCCUCAGAUUUGAAUGAAAUGCUGGCUAAGCAUGGCCUCCUGACCUUGUCUACACUGUGGGCCCUGUCCUGCGUCCUGCCACAGUGCUAUCUCUCCAAACAUGCCAAUAUCAUGGAUCUCCAAAUGUCACCAGUUGCUCUAAUGAAUAAACUGGUACAUGUCACCAAAAUUCAAAACUGGACGGAGCUAUAUAACAGUAGUGAACAUGGGCUUAGCUUUAACAGGUUCCAAAACCAUGUGUUUUCCUAUAAGGGUCCCACCAUAACUCUAUUGUCAUUUGAGGGCAAGAAUGUGUACUGUAUAGCUGCUGAUGAAGAGUGGAAAGAGAGUGAUCAGCGAUGGGGAGGAUCAGACUGCAUGGUCCUCCAAGUCUUGCCUCACUUUAAUAUGCUUCAAGGUGGUGAAAAAAUGAUGUUUGUGAACAGCAGUACGCGUGGACUUCCCUAUGGAAUACAGGUGGGACAAAACCACAAAUCUCUGGUGCUAGAAAUCUGUGAUGGAUUGUCUAAAGUAAAAAACUAUGGCAGAGAAGCUGCAACAGUAAGGAUAGAGGUAUGGGGUUGUGCAGGUAUAGCCAUGAAACAAGCUCAGCUCAAACAGCGUGCCUGGGAAAAGAAAGAAGCUGAGAAACUUUCCCAAAGAAAGCUGAAUCUAGAAUCCUGGGCUGAGACUCCAGACAGGCAACUACUGGAAUUGGUUGGUGUCAGGACAAAAUAUUCAGAAAAUUUUGUAAGACCAGAGGACAGUGACUGACAACAACCAUGAGUGUACCAGACGUCUAGUUGUAAAUACCACUAUAGAAUAUACAGGUUCAACAAAACCAUUGUUAUGGAUUUAAAAAAUGGAAAAGGCCUUUAGGUGCAAGGCUGAAUAAUACAUAUAAUUGUGUGCUGCUUCCAAAUUAUUACCCAUACUGGAAUGGUUAUAUGUCCAUUUAAUAGACCAUUCAGUCUGGAGACAGUCAUGCACUUGUAAUAUGGAAGAAAUUGUUUUGAUUUUUAUCACUAGGUCACUUACAAGAUUUUUACUUCUCCAUACUGUAAAAAAAUGUAAGAAAACUAAGGACUUCAUUAUUUAUGAGGUUGUAUACUUAGUUUAAUUUAUCUACACAGCUGAGUCUGAUAUCAGAUUUUAUUACUAUUAUUAUAGUGCUGCAUACAUUUAUACUUUCUUUCUGUUAUGUAUUUUUUAAGAUGACUUCAAUAUAUUAACAUUUAAUUACAUCAAUUCAUAAAGAUUCUUUUGCUUCUUGCCCAUUCUUAAAGUGUUGGAUUUGGAUUGGCCACAGUAAGUGUAGUAUAUGUAAAUACUAAGUGUAAACUCUGUACAUAUGACGUAAGUGGUGCUCAUGCAGUGCAUGAGGAAGGUCAGUGAAGAAUAAAAUUUGUAACGGAUAUUUGGAAUUGCUUUGUUUUUCUGCUUCAGUUAUGUACUUAUGUGAGUACUUCUGUGUGCUGCAUUUACAUUCUUUUUUCCUGUUUUUGUUGAUAUAGUGACAUAUUUGAUACUGAAAAUUGUAUUUAUUGGUUUUAUGAGUCAUUUUUGCAAGGCUAAGUGAUUCCUGAU
Lingula anatina is the source of this 2551-nucleotide messenger RNA. RefSeq lists its product as uncharacterized. The record is from RefSeq and is a predicted model, not a curated record. Lineage: Eukaryota; Metazoa; Brachiopoda; Lingulata; Lingulida; Lingulidae.